Messenger RNA from Setaria italica (foxtail millet), 896 nucleotides. RefSeq lists its product as uncharacterized. The transcript is spliced from 3 exons. Gene Ontology annotation, cellular component: chloroplast. Lineage: Eukaryota; Viridiplantae; Streptophyta; Magnoliopsida; Poales; Poaceae. The record is from RefSeq and is a predicted model, not a curated record. The coding region runs from base 145 to 615 and encodes 156 amino acids.
UAUCCAAAAGGAAACGGCUAAGCAAUCCUCAUCUUUCCCACAAACGAGUCGGCCAAGCGAACAAAGAGGGAAGCUAAGCAAGCAAGAACUGAAGCAGCCAAAUUGAGAUAAGAGGCGGAGGAGGAAGGAGCCGCUCUGGACAAGAUGAUGUCGUUGCCGGCCUCCACCCACCUGCUCCCCUCGGCCGCCGCGGUAUCCCUCCUCCCUCGCCGCGUCUCCCUUCAGCUCUCCUACGCCACUGGGUGGAGGGCAGGAAGCCGCCGCCCGGCGGUGGUGCGCGCGGCCACGGCGGAGGCGGCGGCGCCCGCCUACACGUCCGACUCCCUCAUCCUCUACUUCAAGGCGGAGGGCACCAUGGAAGAGAGGGCUAUUCCCAAGAUCACCGAAUCACUCGAGGGUAUGGAGGGGGUCAAGGACUUGGAGGUGCUCAUCGAAGAAGGCAUUGCAAGUGUUGUGUUAACAAAGGAGACAACUGUACAAGCUACGGGUGUGGCAUCGAACCUGGUGGAAGCCAUCCAGGGAGCUGGGUUCAAGCUGCAAACACUAAGCCUCAGCUUCAACGAUUUCGAUGAGGCAACAGCAGGAGUAGGAGGUGGUGUCCAAUCCAGCGAGUGAGCUAAUUUGUGUUGCCCUUUGCUGAGCCAAAUGCAUAUAACUCGCUCUCAUCCUUGGUGGUUCCUUCUGAUUUUGUUUAGUUUCUGUACCCUCUUGCCCCUUGCCUUGUAAUUUUUGAGCACGGCCUCAUAAUUUCUAGCAAAUUGUCAAGAAAGCUAUGAUUCUUUUUUGUACUGUUGUUUUAUCUUGAAUCACAGCUGUUGUAUAAGUUAAUCUAUGGAACGUUAAUAUUUCAGGUUGAACUAGAUUAGCUAACCUGGUCUGUCUGCCUGCUUGUUUAA